Messenger RNA from Bufo bufo (common toad), 1037 nucleotides. RefSeq names its product nmrA-like family domain-containing protein 1. The coding region runs from base 101 to 1003 and encodes 300 amino acids. The transcript is spliced from 5 exons. Lineage: Eukaryota; Metazoa; Chordata; Amphibia; Anura; Bufonidae. The record is from RefSeq and is a predicted model, not a curated record.
UCUCUUCCCCAUGCUGAGUCACUGGGGUAGGGCUGCAGUAUAAGAAAGCAGCACCUGAUCCUUGUACACGAACAGUCCUACUAGAGCUGCACGGAUCCACAUGGCGUCAAAGAAGAUUAUCACCGUGUUCGGAGCCACAGGCUCUCAGGGGGGGUCGGUCGCCUGCGCCCUCUUGAAGGACGGCUCCUUUGCGGUCAGGGCAGUGACUCGGGACACCAGCAAACCGGCAGCCGUGAAGCUGAAGGAGGCCGGAGCGCAGGUCGUGUCCGCUGAUCUGGACAACGAGAAAAGCCUGGAGGCCGCGUUGUGCGGAGCUUAUGGAGCGUUCGUGGUCACCAACUUCUGGGAGCAUUUCAGUAAAGAGAAGGAGGUGAAACAGGGCAAAGUUAUCGCGGAUUUGUGCAAACGCCUGGGCCUGCAGCACGUGAUCUACAGCGGACUGGAGAACGUCAACAAGUUGACGAAGGGGAAGCUGGAAGUUUUGCAUUUUGACAGUAAAGGGGAAGUGGAGGAAUAUUUCCGACAGAUCUCCUGCCCCAUGACCAGCAUGAGACUCGCCUUCUACUUUGAGAAUUUCCUAACUCUCAUGAAACCACAGAAAUCGAAGGAUGGCAAUAGCUACGAGCUGGUGCUUCCCAUGUGUGACGUCCCCAUGGACGGGAUUUCUGUGUCGGAUCUGGGGCCAGCAGUUCUCAGCGUCCUGAAGAGUCCAAAGGAUUAUAAAGGGAAGGACAUCGGACUCAGUGCGGAGAAACUGACGGCAGCACAAUAUGCCGCCAUCAUGUCCAAAGUCUCCGGCAAGGUCAUCAAGGACGCCAAGAUUUCUCCUGAGGUUUAUGAGAAGCUGCCCUUCCCCGGGGCACAGGAAAUGGCCAGCAUGUUCAAGUUUUACCUGAUGAUCCCCAACCGGGACGUGGCGCUCACCCACAAACUGAACCCCAAUACCAAGAACUUCCAGCAGUUUCUGGAGGAGAAGAAGGAGGCCUUCAUCAAAGCCUUGUAAACCGGGGGACGGGUUUAUUUUUGAAAAUAAAAAA